CUUUUUUCGCUCACUCCUCGUCGUUCACAUUAUCCACAAGACAAAAUGCGUGAAAUCGUUCAUCUUCAAGCCGGUCAGUGCGGAAACCAAAUUGGUGCUAAGUUCUGGGAAGUGAUUUCUGAUGAACAUGGCAUUGACCCAACAGGCACAUACCACGGAGACACUGAUCUGCAAUUAGAGAGGAUCAAUGUGUACUACAAUGAAGCCACAGGAGGCAAAUAUGUGCCUCGUGCAGUGCUUGUGGAUCUUGAGCCAGGGACCAUGGACAGUGUGCGUUCAGGACCAUUUGGACAAAUCUUUCGCCCAGACAACUUUGUGUUUGGUCAGUCAGGUGCAGGAAACAACUGGGCAAAGGGUCAUUACACAGAGGGAGCUGAACUCGUGGACUCCGUGAUGGAUGUCGUCAGGAAAGAGUCUGAAAAUUGUGAUUGUCUGCAGGGAUUCCAAUUGACACACUCCUUGGGUGGUGGUACCGGGUCAGGUAUGGGCACAUUGCUCAUCAGCAAAAUGAGGGAGGAGUACCCAGACAGAAUCAUGAACACCUUCUCCGUUGUCCCCUCUCCAAAAGUCUCCGACACAGUGGUAGAACCAUACAAUGCCACACUGUCCGUCCAUCAGCUUGUAGAAAACACAGACGAGACAUACUGUAUCGACAACGAAGCUUUGUACGACAUCUGCUUCCGCACCCUCAAACUGACCACCCCCACAUACGGUGACCUCAACCAUCUAGUCAGUGCCACCAUGUCCGGAGUGACCACCUGUCUCCGCUUCCCUGGCCAGCUCAAUGCAGACUUGAGAAAGCUGGCAGUGAACAUGGUGCCUUUCCCCCGUCUCCACUUCUUCAUGCCUGGCUUUGCCCCACUCACAUCCAGAGGCUCCCAACAGUACCGUGCCCUGACAGUGCCAGAGCUGACGCAACAGAUGUUCGAUGCCAAAAACAUGAUGGCCGCCUGCGACCCACGCCACGGCCGUUACCUCACAGUGGCUGCGAUUUUCCGUGGCCGCAUGUCCAUGAAGGAAGUGGAUGAGCAAAUGUUGAAUGUACAGAACAAGAACUCCUCAUACUUCGUGGAAUGGAUCCCUAACAACGUGAAGACAGCCGUCUGUGACAUCCCACCCAGAGGCCUGAAGAUGUCCGCCACUUUCAUUGGCAACAGCACCGCCAUUCAGGAACUCUUCAAGAGAAUCUCCGAGCAAUUCACAGCUAUGUUCCGGCGUAAGGCUUUCCUCCAUUGGUACACCGGAGAGGGCAUGGAUGAGAUGGAGUUCACAGAAGCUGAGUCCAACAUGAACGACUUGGUCUCUGAGUACCAGCAGUACCAGGAUGCCACUGCCGAGGAUGAGGGAGAGUUCGACGAGGAAGAAGGAGACGAAGGGGGAGAAGAGUACGCAUAAACUACCCACAAACUGCAUUUAAGCUGAGUCAAAAAGAGUUGAUCUCCUCAGCACAUGUUACCGUCAUCAGCAAGACUGCUAUAGCGUGUGGAUAGAACGAGGGUCUCCUCUUUACUCAGGUUCAUUGGGAGCAAAAUGUCUGUCAAUUUAGCUGAAAGGGUUAGAUGUCAAAGGAAUUUUCUCAUUUUUGUACGAAUCUUGAUUCAUCUCAUUUCUCGUUUUUGUGGGUUAAUGUCUUGAAGACAAAAAAGAACAAAUGUACACAAUAGGGUUGCGAAAUACUCCUGCAAUUUUUUAAACAAAUCUUUUGGUUGUCCUGUGCUGUGUCUUCAAGGCUUAACAGACAGCACUGAUAGAUGGUGCUCACAAUGUUUUUUGUUUGUUGUUUUUUUUUAUGUGGCAGUUGCUUUUUUUGUCUCUCUUCUUCCUUGACUAAUCUUGCUUUUAUCUUUUGUUACUUGUUGAUUGUAUUCGUCUAGUCGCAUUUAUUAAUUUUUUUUACCCGAAAGAAGUUGAUGCCUCGCGGGAAAGUGCAAAAAAAGCAGUGUUCAUUUUUUUUGUCAUGUACCAGACAUUCAUGCGAGAUAAUGCUCAUUCUAUUGUUUCAUUCAAAGAUGCUUUGUUGCCUUUCACUUAUCUUUCCCUGUUUUUGUGAACUACUGCCAAAUUUGUGUAAUAAAAUUUGUCUUGUGC
Molecule: messenger RNA, 2088 nt
Organism: Aplysia californica (California sea hare)
Lineage: Eukaryota; Metazoa; Mollusca; Gastropoda; Aplysiida; Aplysiidae
Product: beta tubulin
Biological process (GO): mitotic cell cycle; microtubule cytoskeleton organization
Cellular component (GO): microtubule; cytoplasm
Molecular function (GO): GTP binding; GTPase activity; structural constituent of cytoskeleton
Source: RefSeq, marked provisional